UAACCUAACCUAAAAACUAGAAUUCUUCUCUCCAAUACAUCGGAGACGCUACAGCGAAAAUGUCACCGAGGGGCCCAGGAAUUUCUCGAGCCGAUCCUGCUCGAUCACGCGCGAUAGCGGCUUCUCUUCAGAUACAGUAGUCUUACGAAAUACCCGCUCAUCAGUAUCGCGCCUUGCACGCGGCGAGAACUGAUUCAUUGUACGCUUGUCUUGUCUCGAACGUACAUGUGAUUGCGUCAGUUUUUUUACUUGAAAAUUUUAAAUAAUAUACCACGAUGACGACGGAAAGUGUCGCCGGAACGAUCGGCGCGAAGUUGCCUCACGUGUCAAAGGAGAACAGCUGUGCCAUGGAAAAUAUAAAAGCCGGCGUGAUCGAUUUCGUGGCCGGCUCGCUUGGCGGUGUAGCACUUGUCUACGUAGGCCAACCACUGGACACUGUAAAAGUGAAGAUGCAGACGUUUCCGUCCAUAUAUAAAAGCAUGGCAAAUUGCUUUCUACGUACCCUGAGGACAGACGGUAUCGCGAGGGGUUUGUACGCCGGGACGAUCCCCGCGGUGGCUGCCAACGUCGCCGAGAACUCAGUCUUAUUCGCGGCAUACGGCGGUUGUCAGAAAGCAAUAGCUAAUUUAUUAGGUGUACAGAACGUAAAAGAGCUGAACUCCUUCAGCAACGCCUGCGCCGGCUUCUUUGCCGCGUUUUUCUCCUCGCUGACGUUAUGCCCGACCGAGUUGAUAAAGUGCAAGUUGCAGGCGAUGAGGGAAGUCGAACAGAUACAAACAACCGCGAACAAAUCCAUGAAAUCUCGCGUAGGACCGUGGAAUCUGACGAGACAGAUUCUUAGGGAGCAAGGUGUAAGAGGCCUGUUUACAGGUCUGUCGUCGACGAUAGCCCGAGAGAUGCCAGGCUAUUUCUUCUUUUUCGGCGGUUACGAGGCCACGAGGGAGUUGCUGACGACGAAGGGUCAGAAGCGGGAAGACAUCGGUUGGCAGAAAACGAUGGUGGCCGGAGCAGUUGGAGGCGCGCUGCUCUGGCUAGCGAUAUUUCCCGCUGAUGUGGUUAAGAGCAGAAUACAGGUGCAAAACUUAAAAACACCUGCCUUGAUAAUCUUCAAGGAUAUCCUGCGACAAGAAGGCAUCGGCGCGUUAUAUAAUGGAUUGACGCCGACCUUGAUAAGAACGGUACCAGCGACGGCGACGCUGUUCAUCACCGUCGAAUACACGAAGAAAUUUAUGCACAAUUACUUUUGAAACAGACCAGUAUUUUCACUUUCUCAUGCCUCUUGAGAAUCUGACAUAUUAGAAAAAAAAAAAAAAAAAAAAAAUUAAAACAAAAUGCCACACAAACUCCACAUCGCCUAUAUAUCUGUAAAUAUUAAAAAAUGAUGUAAUGUGUACAUUAUAGUAAUAUGUAUAACAUAUGUGUAAUUAGAGUAUUGCAUAUAUGAUGUAUAAUAAGAAAUUGUUAUUAACAUUUUGUUAAUAAAAGCUAUAUUUCCAA
Molecule: messenger RNA, 1497 nt
Organism: Nylanderia fulva
Lineage: Eukaryota; Metazoa; Arthropoda; Insecta; Hymenoptera; Formicidae
Product: mitochondrial ornithine transporter 1
Biological process (GO): mitochondrial L-ornithine transmembrane transport
Cellular component (GO): mitochondrion
Molecular function (GO): L-ornithine transmembrane transporter activity
Source: RefSeq, a predicted model, not a curated record